Messenger RNA from Rhodamnia argentea, 2016 nucleotides. Its product is annotated as guanylate-binding protein 3-like. The record is from RefSeq and is a predicted model, not a curated record. The transcript is spliced from 12 exons. Gene Ontology annotation, molecular function: protein binding; GTP binding; GTPase activity. Lineage: Eukaryota; Viridiplantae; Streptophyta; Magnoliopsida; Myrtales; Myrtaceae. The coding region runs from base 1 to 2016 and encodes 671 amino acids.
AUGAUCGGCGCAACGAAGGACGCCUCCGCUCCUUCCCCGUCGUCCUCGCCGGCGUCGGUCACCGGAGCUGCAUGGCCGAUCUGUUUCUUACUUUGCGAUGGGCAGGGGAAGCCUAAGAUGGAUCCGAGGGCCGCGGAGGUAAUACGGCUCGUGAAAACGCCCAUUGCUGUCCUCUUUGGCUGGGGCCGUGCGAGAAAAGAGUCGAGCUCGACUCUGAUGCCGCCACUCACUAAAGGGCUUUGGUUGAUGAGUGCACCGAUGAAGAGAAGUGCUGUUGAUGGAACUGAAUACACAAUCUUACAUUUGGACAGUGACGGGACGGUUGGUUAUGAUCAAAAGAUAUUUUCUCUGGCCGUGCUCUUGUCCAGCGUCUUCGUCUACAACCAGUUUGGGGGGAUUGAUGCAGCUGCAUUGCAUCAAUUGUCUGUUCUUACUCAGACGACUGAGCCUAUCAGAGUGAUAGGAUCUAAUUCUGGGUUGGGACAGUACACCCCUACAUUCGUUUGGCUGCUUAAAGACUUCAGUUUUGAUUUACUGGGAGAUAAUAAGAGUAUGACACCGCAAGACUACCUGGAGCUUGCUUUGAGGCCAAUUCAAGGCACUGGAAGCGAUAUAGCCGCUAAAAACGAGAUUCGGGAAUCUAUUCGAGCACUAUUUCCAGAUAGGCAUUGUUUCACCCUUGUGCGGCCUUUGAAUACUGCAGAUGAUCAGCUGCUCAAUCAAAUAUUAAUGGAUAAGCUGAGCCCCGAGUUGUGGUCUGGGUUGGAGACCUUGAGAGAGUUCGUUUUUGAGAGAACAAGGCCCAAGCAAGUCGGGGACACUAUCUUGACUGGCCCUGUUCUAGUAGCUCUGGCAGAGUCUUGCUUGGAAGCCUUGGAUAGGGGUGUAGUGCCUACAGUGCCAUCUUCAUGGAAGACUGUUGAAGAAAAAGAAUGCCGUAUAGCUUAUGAUAGAGCCACUAAGGUUUACAUGUCUAGUUUGUACCGAUCUGACCCACUGGAGCAAGCUGGCAUGAGCCUCGCCCACGAGGAAGCGAAGCAAAAAUCGUUAGCCGCAUUCAACGCAAGUGCUGUUGGUGCCGGUUCAGCAAGGAAGAGACAUGAGGGGUGUCUCCAUAAGUUUUUUAGAAAGGCUUUUGAGGAAGGCAAGAUGAAUGCAUUUAUGGAGGCAGACUCGAGGUGUUCACUUGCUAUACAAAGCAUGGAAAACAAGCUGAGAGCAGCUUGUCAUACACCUGAUGCUGAUGUUUUUACUGUUGGUGAGGUUCUUAACGAUCUUUUGUCAGAAUAUGAAGCAUCAUCUCAUGGUCCAUCGAAAUGGCAAAAGCUUGCCGUGUUCUUGAGGGAAAGCUGGGAAGGCCCAAUACACGACCUAGCCAACAGGGCAGUUGAACAGGUCCGACCUAGGAGGAGUUCAUCCAUGCAGACAUGUCGGGAAAUUGAAGAUCAUUUGGGGUUGCUUAAGGAGCAACUGGAAGCCAGUGAGAAUGAAAAAUCUCAGUAUCUGAAGCAACAGAAAGAUGGCAUCAGUGACAAGAACAAGCUUGAUACCCAGAUUAUAUCCCUGAAGGAAAAAAUCAGAGAAUCGAGCAAGACAUUAGAAGAAGCAAAUGUUGUAGCCCGAUCACUUCAAACAAGAGAGUCCAAGCUUGACAAGGUCAUCAGGGAUGGUUUGUCAGUUCCAUUGAUUAAAGACCUAGCUGCAAGGGGCGUUUGGCCGGUGCCAACUCGCUUUAGUUACCUUCCAGAAACUGUGAAGCUGCAUAUAUUGAAAUGGCUUCCAGCCACGGACCUGGCAAGCAUAGCUUGUGUAAAUAAGGGACUUCGAACUUUGGCAUCGGAUAAUAGUUUGUGGAAGUUGAAGUUCGAAGACAAGUUUGGAGUGUGGUCACCAGGCAACGAGGUGGAUUGGCAGCAGAGCUUCCGGCGGACAAUGAAGAAGCAGAAGGAGGACCCAUCAGAUGGGUUCGAUGCCGUCCUGGUCGAAAUGAAGGAUCCUCCAGGAAAUGGGGCUUGA